AACUGAGCUUCAGGUGCCACGGGUCAGAGUUAAUAUCUCAGUGUCACUUACAUGGACACACAGUAGGGCUAAAGGAUUCAGGGGGAGAGACAGUCCACAGAGAAUCAGUUACUGUCUGCGGAGAGGAGGAGAUUACCUUUGGAAAGCAAAACGACUCUUGAAGGUUUGAAAAAGCAGCAGAACCAGCGACCGGGUAUCUAAAGGAGACUCAGUGUUUUUCAAUUCUGUGUCCAGUGAAGUUUUAAAACAGCCACCAUGAGGCUGAAGCUGAAGCUCCCAAACCCAGGACUGGAUGACAGAAUCCCAUCUCAUGAACAACUGGAGGUGAUGGAAAAGGAAGAGGCUGGGGACAGGCCCAAAUGGGACAACAAAGCCCAGUAUCUGCUCACCUGUGUGGGCUUCUGUGUAGGACUUGGUAACGUGUGGAGGUUUCCGUACCUGUGCCAAAGCCAUGGAGGAGGGGCGUUUAUGAUCCCUUUCCUCAUCUUGUUGGUUCUGGAGGGAAUCCCACUGCUGCACUUAGAGUUUGCUAUUGGUCAGCGCCUGAGGAAGGGCAGCGUGGGAGUGUGGAGAUCAAUCAAUCCUUACCUGACAGGAGUUGGUAUUGCAUCCCUGCUUGUCUCGUUUUUGGUGGGCAUGUAUUACAACACCAUCAUGGCCUGGAUCAUGUGGUAUCUCUUCAACUCCUUUCAGAGUCCUCUGCCUUGGAGCCAAUGUCCACUCAAUGCUAACAACACAGGCUAUGUGGAGGAGUGUUCACGAAGCAGCACUGUUGACUACUUCUGGUAUAGAGAGACUCUGAACACAUCAACAGCUAUUGAUGAGUCUGGGGGUCUCCAGUGGUGGAUGGUGCUCUCCCUGGUAGCCGCUUGGGGUCUGCUCUAUGUCUGCUGCAUCCGUGGCAUUGAGACCAGCGGCAAGGCUGUGUACAUCACCUCCACUCUGCCAUAUCUGGUCCUGACCAUCUUUCUCAUCAGAGGACUGACUCUCAAAGGCUCUGUAGAUGGAAUCAAGUUCCUCUUCACACCAGAUGUGAAUGAGUUAAUGAAUCCACAAACCUGGCUGGAUGCAGGGGCUCAGGUUUUCUACUCCUUCUCCCUGGCUUUUGGAGGUCUCAUCUCCUUCUCCAGUUACAACUCUGUUCACAACAACUGUGAGCAAGACGCCGUUCUCAUCUCCAUCAUCAAUGGCUGCACCUCUGUGUACUCUGCAACAGUUAUCUACUCCAUCAUUGGCUUCAGGGCCACGGAAAAGUUUGACGACUGCAUGUCAGACAACAUCAUGAAGCUGAUAAAUGCCUUCAACUACGCUGAAAACAGCAUCACAGAAAGCAACUACAAUGAUGCCCUGAACUACCUCAACCAGACAAAUCCAGAUGUCAUCCAAGGAUUGGAUUUACAAACGUGCGACAUGCAGACUCUCCUCAGUCAGGGUGUGGAGGGAACAGGUUUGGCCUUCAUUGUGUUCACAGAGGCGAUUAUCAAGAUGCCUAUUUCCCCUCUUUGGGCUGUCCUCUUCUUCAUCAUGCUCUUCUGUCUCGGCCUCUCGACAAUGUUUGGGAACAUUGAGGGAGUGGUGGUUCCUUUGCAGGACCUCAGAUUACUGCCACGAAGUUGGCCUAAAGAAGUUUUCUGCGGCCUGACCUGCUUAGUUUCUUUCGCUUUUGGCCUCAUAUUUGCUCAACGCUCUGGAAACUACUGGCUAGCUCUUUUUGACAACUUUGCAGGCUCAAUACCUCUUCUGGUCAUCGGAUUCUGUGAAAUGUUUGCUGUUAUCUACAUCUAUGGUGUAGAUAGAUUUAACAAGGACAUAGAGUUUAUGGUCGGCCACAAACCCAAUAUUUUCUGGCAGGUGACGUGGAGAGUGGUUAGCCCCGUCAUUAUGAUCGUCAUCUUAGUCUUCUACUUUGUCACCCAAGUCACCAAGAAUCUCACCUAUCUCGUCUGGGACCAGGAGGCGGUGAGUUUUCCCACCCUUGAACCACGUGCUUUCCCCUCCUGGAUCUACGUCAUUAUCUUUAUCCUGGCUGGAAUUCCCAGUUUAUCCAUCCCCAUUUUCGCUCUCUUCAAAUUCAUCCAGAGGAAAUGCUGCAAGAAGGAGAAAAGGGCUGACUUCACAGUGGAAACGAUCUCCGCCAAAAUAAUAAUGGAUGACAAAAUAAAGUUUUAAAUAGAUUUUACUUGGAUUAUUAAAUGUGACUGUGGACUUGUUUUAUUGUUGUAUAUUAUGCAUUUGUGUUUUCUGUAAAAGACUUUAAAGAACACAGUAAUUAACAAUGGUUCUCAUAUUAUUAUAAUAUUCAGUUUCCUUCGGUGUCAUGUUUCACAUGUCAGUGCACGUUCAGGAAAUAGUUGGACAUGUAGGGAAAUGUGCAGAGUAUGAAGCUACAAAACCGCUGUUUAGUUUAGCUUGGCAUCAAGACUAGAAACAGUUAGCCAUGUUCCAAGGUAACAAAUCUGACAGAGGCACCUCUAACGCUCAUGUCAGUUUUGGGAUUAUAAAUCUUCUAAUUUAUUCUUUGUAAGAAACAAAGACUGUUUUUGAAUAUCUAACUAUUCUUUUAAUGUUGUAAGUUUACUACAUGCAUGUGUUUAAUAUAUACAAUAACAUAUUGUUUUAUGUUGUAAAUAAUCCUUUAUAGAGGAAUUAAUUCUUGGUAAAACCUUUUACAUACUGUAAUAAUAAUUUAGAAAUGUUUAAACUAAAAUAAAGACUAUUCAUGGCAUCAGUGGCCUUCUGGCCCACUUGUGUGUUGUUUAUAGGGUUUGGGGCCUAUUAUAAAGGAUUAAUGUAAAGUUUUAAUGUAUAUUACAGCACUGUACUUAAGAGAAAAAUGAAAUGUUAACAAUUAAAAAAAACAUUUGCUAGCAAAAUAAAAAUUGCAUGAUAUGAUAAAGCA
Messenger RNA from Amphiprion ocellaris (clown anemonefish), 2899 nucleotides. RefSeq names its product sodium-dependent neutral amino acid transporter B(0)AT1-like. The transcript is spliced from 12 exons. Bases 256 to 2169 code for a protein of 637 amino acids. Gene Ontology annotation, biological process: sodium ion transmembrane transport. Lineage: Eukaryota; Metazoa; Chordata; Actinopteri; Pomacentridae. The record is from RefSeq and is a predicted model, not a curated record. Gene Ontology annotation, cellular component: membrane.